AUGACUGACAUUGUAUCGGCUACACCAUCAACAACAACAACAACCACCACAACAACAUCGAAUGGAGAUCACAACACGAACAAUAAUAAUAGCAUAAACAAUAGUCUAAGUGCCGAUGUAGUCGCACAACUAGGUGAUAUACUGGAUACACUUCACUUAAAGACUGUAGAGGACAAGGACUGUUCAAUACGAUACAGUGUCUAUAAAGGAGAGUCACAGAUAAAGGAGAUAAUGGACCUGAUAGAAUGUGAGCUAUCUGAGCCAUACUCUAUAUUCACCUAUCGUUUCUUCCUUGGAAUGUGGCCACAGCUCUGCUUCCUGGCACACGACGUCACCGACGAGAACAACAAGCGAUUAGUUGGUAUCGUCAUAUCAAAGUCUGCCAAACAUGGUAAACUGCUACGAGGCUACAUAGGAAUGAUUGUAGUCGACAAGACAUAUAGAAGGCUUGGUAUAGGAUCAAAGCUAGUUAGAUAUACAGUUGAGAAGAUGACACAGAUGUUGUGCGAUGAGAUAGUGUUGGAGACCUUGAUGACCAAUCACCAAGCGAUAGCACUAUAUGAAGGACUAGGAUUCAUUCGUCUGAAACGUCUAUUUGGUUACUAUACAAUGGGAGAGGAUGCGAUCCGAUUGCUACUGCCUCUUAAUCAAAAGUUCAUUGAUACAUAA
This is a messenger RNA of Acytostelium subglobosum LB1, 669 nucleotides long. RefSeq lists its product as hypothetical. The transcript is spliced from 2 exons. NCBI's taxonomy places the organism in Eukaryota, Evosea, Eumycetozoa, Acytosteliales, Acytosteliaceae. Gene Ontology annotation, cellular component: NatC complex. Gene Ontology annotation, biological process: N-terminal peptidyl-methionine acetylation. Gene Ontology annotation, molecular function: protein-N-terminal amino-acid acetyltransferase activity. Bases 1 to 669 code for a protein of 222 amino acids. The record is from RefSeq and is a predicted model, not a curated record.